AUGAAGUUAGUUCUUCAUCUAAUAAAUUGUAUCAUACUUUAUCUUUUUUUAAAUGAUUAUAAAUUUGGCAUUUUUUGUUUUCGUUCACACAUCGCUCAACCUUCAAUUAAUUUCACAAAAAAUUAUAACAUUUCAGACUCAUGUGAUCAUGAAUUAAAUAAUGUUAUACCGUAUUCUUCCUAUAGACUACUAUUAAGUCCGUCAGAAGAUGUGUUAACUGAGACUAAGGAGUGGAUUCUAACUAAAGAUGAAGAUGAUUUAGCAUCUUCUGCACACUUUGAUGUAAAUUUUAAUGAUUUAUAUUCGUUCAAGGGUCGGUCUAAACAAGGAGUACUUUUAGAAGUAAAGGAUGCAUCCAUUUGUCUUGUAGAUAGGAUACUUUUCGACAAAGUAUCAUUUUCAGUUAAUACAGGUGAAUGCGUAGGAAUUAUAGGAAACAAUGGAGUGGGAAAAUCCUCGAUGUUUGAUUCAAUUUAUGAAAGACUGUCGACAAAUUCAUGUACAAGUAGGAAAAGUGGACUAGAUAAACCACAAAUGUCAGUUUCAAUGGAUAUUACAUUUAAUAUCAAGGAUGAAGAAACGGCUAAUAAUAUCUCAAAUAACAAAUAUCUAUAUUCCUUUGUGUCCAAGCUAAUGGAGCUUGAGAAUUUAAACGAGUCACAACUUAUUAAAGUGUACAAUAGCUUUGAAUAUACUGAAAGUGAUGGAGUGUUUUCUGGAUAUAAUCUCUCAGGCGUAGGAUACAUGAGGCAAAACUAUACACUGGAUCUGAACCCGGAAUCCACAGUGUCUGAACUCAUCUCAAGUGUAUUUGAAUCUUAUAACCUGUGUAACAAUGUUAUGAAUUAUAUUGAGAAGAAUUUAAGCUUCUUUAACAGUUUGAUGUUGGAGAAAUCCUCAAAUGGAUCUACGGGAACUGAGACUGCUAAUAAAAUCGCAGGUGAUAUUUUAUCGCUGUACAACAAUGAAAGGAACCUUAUAACACAAAAAUUCAGAGAAAUGAAAUCUUUAAUUAAGAAACUAGUCUCAAUAUUUGGAAUGGAAUCAGUAAUCGGGUCAACAGUUAACACUCUUAGUGGAGGUUUUAAGAUGAGGCUAUAUCUAUUCAUACUGUUGUUGCAUUCUCCAAGCUUACUGUUACUUGAUGAACCUACAAAUAACCUGGACACAACCACAGUUAAGUUUCUUAUAGAUACAUUGAAAUAUUUGAUGAAGAAUUCUAAUUUGUCAGUACUGGUUGUAAGUCAUGAUACAUUUUUGCUGAACUCAAUUUGUACAUCAAUUUUCCAAAUGCCAGGUGAUGGUACAAUAACACCAUUCAAAGGGAACUUUGAUGAGUUUGUACAAAAGGGUACAAAUGAGAAAAAUGUGAGAAACGCAAGAAUAGAACGUCUGAGGAAGAAUAUAGCUAUUUUGAAUAGAGACAUUCAGGAGUUGAAAGCUAAUAAGAAAGGAUCACUAAACGCAUUAAAGGUUACGAUUUCACAAAAACAGGAAAUGUUGAAUAAAUAUCAGGAGGAGCUUGAUGAACUGGUGGGUUCCCCAAUUUCAAAGUAUACCAAAACUUAUAAUAGAGUACUAUUCAACAUAAAUGAAAACGCAAGAAAUAUAAAAGAAGAUAGUCCAGAAAACACUUUCAACGCGAUAUUCCAGAAAAUAUUGAGGAAAAACCCGUUAUUGAACACAGGUCAGAUGCUUAACACUUUCGGACCAUUAUUCAAGCUAAUUAAUGUUACACUGGAUACACAUACUGGGAAAAGAAUCUUUGAUAAUCUCAAUUUGACAAUUCGUCCAUCUGACCGCAUAGUACUACUGGGUGAAAACGGUAUUGGGAAGACGACUCUUUUGAAACUACUAUUUAAAUCCCAGGCAACCUUUAAAAAUAACCCAGUAUUGGCCCAAAUUAGCUCCAUUGACAAGAAACUACUCUACCAGUCUAUAAAUAACGAUAUAAACACAGUUAUAGACAAGGGAAUAGAUAGGGUAAUGAGUAAAAUGGACAAGAGUUGGAAGUUAUUUGAGCAGAUAAACCAGGUGAACAGGGACAUGACAAACUCUCAGGACUCAGUAUAUAAUUUGGAAGACAUAGAGUAUAGAAUUUUGGUAAACGAACCUUUUAAAUUCAAUUUAGUGGACGGACUAAUGAGCGUCAAUACUGCAAAACUAUCUUACUACUCUCAAAACUGUUCAAAUAUUCUAAACUAUGACAAAACAGUGUAUAACCUUCUUAGGGAUUAUGUGGGAGAUGAAGUUGAGCAAAAUGCACUAGCAGAGUAUUUGGGUUGUUUCCAUUUAGCAGAUUACAUGGACUCUUGUGUUUCAAAUUUGUCAUUUGGUGAAAGGUCAAGACUCCUUCUAUCGUUGCUUCUUAUUAACAAGGCGCACUUUCUCCUGAUGGAUGAACCCACAAAUCACCUGGACUUAUUCAUGAAAAAACUCCUAAAGCUCAUUGUUAAUGGGAUUUAUAAGGGCGGUUUCAUGAUAGCAACUCACGACUUGGACUUUAUAAGGGACUUAAACACCGUUAACUCAUUCAUUUAUAUAUAUUCCAAGGACAAGGUUUUCAGGUUCAGUGAUAAAUUUGGGCCUGAAUAUCUUUGUUUCAAGUCCCAGUUCCCUGAUGCAAAGAGUCCACAAGUUUUGGAUUUCCUUACACAGUGCUCUGGUGUUAAAAAAUAUUCUGAAAUAACCAUCAACACAUUCAAUGAAGAGCCUGAAGAGGAGAAAAAGGUGCUUAAUAAGAAAAAGAAGAUCCAUCCGCCCAAAAAUCCAAACGACAGGUCGAGAAUUAAGAAUAUCAAGAGAUGGAAUUAA
Messenger RNA from Theileria annulata, 2814 nucleotides. Its product is annotated as ATP binding protein (maybe ABC transporter), putative. Gene Ontology annotation, molecular function: ATP binding; ATP hydrolysis activity. NCBI's taxonomy places the organism in Eukaryota, Apicomplexa, Aconoidasida, Piroplasmida, Theileriidae. The record is from RefSeq and is a predicted model, not a curated record. Bases 1 to 2814 code for a protein of 937 amino acids. The transcript is spliced from 2 exons.